AUGCUGAAUUUAGAUAUGCACUUAUACUUUAAUUCAAAGGCAAAUAAUUGGUGCGCCUUGACUCUGAGGGAGACGUGUCUCACAGGAAGCGCGUUCGUUACAUUGAGGAAACAGGCGCCAUUGUGGUUCCAACAUGAAGCGCGAUUAGCCUGAUCACAAUGGUUGAUUUGAGCCAUCAUGGCGUCCAAAACGGUAGAGUUUCAAGACAGUUGUUCUUGCUGCUACGUGCAUCUAGUCGAGCAUAAUUACAGGUUCCCAAACUUGGACAAGGUAGUCAAGAGCUCCAAAGGUAAACAUAAGAUGGCACGGGUGGUGUUCCUCCAUCCAGACCUUGGUAUUGGUGGAGCAGAGCGACUGGUGGUCGAUGCUGCUGUAGCUCUGAGGUCUCAGGGAUGUAGCGUUCAGAUUUGGACGGCCCAUUACGACCCAACACACUGCUUUUCUGAGACCCUGGACCCAGAACUGCCUGUGGUAUGUGUGGGUGACUGGCUACCCACCAAUGUAUUUGGUUACCUGCAUGCCCUGUGUGCCUACCUGAGGAUGAUCUAUGUGGCACUCUACCUGGUCUUCCUCAGCGGGGUGGAGUACGACGUCAUCUUCUGUGAUCAAGUGUCAGUGUGUAUCCCAGUGCUACGUCUGUCCCGUCACAGGAAGAAGGUUUUGUUUUACUGUCACUUCCCAGACCAGCUGCUGACUCAGAGGAAGUCGGCCCUGAAGAAGCUUUACCGUGCUCCCAUUGACUGGCUGGAGGAACGCACCACUGGCAUGGCUGAUAUGAUUCUGGUAAACAGCCAGUUCACCGCAGGCAUCUUCAGGGAGACCUUUCAUGGUCUAAGAGGAGUCCAGACAGAUGUCCUCUAUCCCUCACUCAACACGCGUACCUUUGACCAGUCGUCCACUGAAGCACAAGGCCUGGAAGGGCUGCUCCCUGAGGGAACCUCCUGCCUGUUUCUUUCUCUGAACCGAUAUGAGAGAAAGAAGAAUCUGGGGCUGGCUCUGGAGGCUCUCGCAGCCCUGAGGAGCAGCCUUCCUCCAUGUCAGAGAGAAGGCAUUCACCUGGUGGUGGCGGGGGGCUACGAUGACCGAGUUACUGAGAAUGUUCAACAUUAUACUGAACUGAAAGAGCUGGCAGCGCAGAUCCAUUUGGAGAACUGUGUCACUUUCCUGCGCUCCCCCUCUGAUUCACUGAAGGUGGCACUGCUGCGGGGCAGCGCAGCUGUGCUGUACACCCCGAGCAGGGAGCAUUUUGGGAUAGUUCCUGUAGAAGCCAUGUACUGCUGCUGCCCUGUUAUUGCUGUGAACUCUGGGGGCCCCCUAGAGAGCGUGGCAGACGGGGAGACCGGCUUCCUGUGCAAGCCCACGGCAGAGGCCUUCUCUAAGGCCAUGGAGAGGCUCGUGAGGGAGCCGCAGCUCCGCAGGGACAUGGGACAAGCUGGGAGGAGGAGGGUACGAGAUAAAUUCUCUCUUCAGGCCUUCUCAGACCAGCUGUAUGGGUACAUUGUCAGGCUGAGCCAGUGAUGUGAAAAUUGGAGGGGAGGCAGGAGACAGUGUAACAGUGGAACAAUUAUUUGUUACUGAACUGUGAAUUUUGGACGACUGGGGUGUGCAGAGAGUUGAAGUGAAUUUCUUCUAACAGAGAAUGUAUGUGUAUAUGUGUGGGGAGGGGCGUAUUAUGAGGACAAUCAAUCAGCAUUCCCCUGGAGGGGUUGCUGAGAGGAAAAAAGGACGGAAUCUCUAUACCAAUUAAGAAAAGAGUAACGAGUUUACCUACCCUAUCUCUGGAAACAUAGCACCCCUGCAAGUGUGAACGUGCGUGUGUGUGUGUGUGUGUGUGUGUGUGUGUGUGUAAUACUGCAUGUGUAGCAGCGCAGCAACCAAGAGCCUAGCAAAUGAGUGUACCAAAAGGAUUGAUUGUUAGAGUGAAAUGUUUUGCACUGUGUUUGUUUUUUUCCCCCUUGCUUUUCUACAGUAGUCUUUGUCUUUGUGUGUUUGGGGGAUGAUGAAGAAGUAUGUAGUUACCACUACGUGCUAUCAGGCAGUGCACAGUCCCAGAUCGAUAAACAGGAUGCUUUCCACUACUUCCUGUCCGCCCAGAGCUUUGUUCCCCUCCUCGCAUUCAGAAGAUGCUGGCCUGUCCAUGACUCUUGCUGCUUUGUGGAGGUUAUUAGCAGAUGAUGGUGUUUGGCUUUAUUAGAGGUCUGGCUGAUGGGCAGUGUGUCUUUGUCUGGGUCAUUAUCAACUAGGAGAAUAGCAGAAGGUCAUUGUGUCUGCGCGCUGGCCUCCUCAGCUCUCCUACUGUAUAGAAAUGCUCUUAUUGACAUUCCUGAAGACUUAAUAAACAAGAGGACACAUAGUUUCCUGACUCUUAUGGGGUUUGCUUUGUUGGUAAGUUUUUUUGGCCUUUAAUAGAGUUUGCUAAGGAUUUUUUGGGUGAACGUGGAGGCACAGAAAUGUUGUUAAUGUUGCACCAUCCUUUUUUUCUUUACAUUGAACAGAUUUAUUGUGCCUUGAAUUGUUAAAUGAAAUGUUCUCAGACAAAGUAGCAGCAAUGGAGGUUUAUUUUUGCUCAUUAACAAAGUCAGAGUGACAAAUGUACAAAAGAAGAACCACAGAAGAUCUUAAGUGUCUCUAUCCAUUACUGCAUUAUCAUUUGCAGAGUCUAAGUUGUAUCCACGUCAUUUUUUUUCUUAACGCAAGAGUAAAUAAAUAAUUGGAACAUUAAAUUACACGCUGAUUGGCUAUAGAUCUAAUACUUAGCACACCACACAGUCACUCUUUGAACCUACCUGGUUGCUCACAGCGUGGCCAUAUCGAACAAAUGUGGCAAAUGCUCACUGUUGAAGUACAACAGGUCGUAUUUGAACUCCUGGUGCAGAAAAGUCUUGCAGCAAUUCCUCAUCAUCUCCUGUGGACAUGGAACCAGGUUGUGCUUGUUGUUGUUGUUGACCCUGAUGCAAGUUCCUGGAGGCACUGUGAUCUCCGUAAUGUGCUGUGUGCAGAUUCUGGUCUUCUUCAGAACACAAUCACCUUUUGACUUUGUAACCAUUUGUUAAAGAAGGCUGCGGCAGGCUUUCUGUGUCAUGUUCUCAUCUUAGUAUUACGGGGAAAUAAAGAAAGAAAGUGUAUAAAAGAGAUGAAAUUUCAAUAAAAUGAACCUGCUACAUUUUA
Messenger RNA from Siniperca chuatsi (mandarin fish), 3168 nucleotides. It is a transcript of the gene alg2, whose product is annotated as ALG2 alpha-1,3/1,6-mannosyltransferase. The record is from RefSeq and is a predicted model, not a curated record. Lineage: Eukaryota; Metazoa; Chordata; Actinopteri; Centrarchiformes; Sinipercidae. Bases 178 to 1518 code for a protein of 446 amino acids. Gene Ontology annotation, molecular function: alpha-1,3-mannosyltransferase activity; GDP-Man:Man(1)GlcNAc(2)-PP-Dol alpha-1,3-mannosyltransferase activity. The transcript has 5 exons.